This is a messenger RNA of Galeopterus variegatus (Sunda flying lemur), 888 nucleotides long. Its product is annotated as glycine N-phenylacetyltransferase-like. The record is from RefSeq and is a predicted model, not a curated record. The coding region runs from base 1 to 888 and encodes 295 amino acids. The transcript has 5 exons. Gene Ontology annotation, cellular component: mitochondrion. Gene Ontology annotation, molecular function: glycine N-acyltransferase activity. NCBI's taxonomy places the organism in Eukaryota, Metazoa, Chordata, Mammalia, Dermoptera, Cynocephalidae.
AUGUUCUACUUGCAGAGUCCGCAGUUGCUGCAGGUGCUACAGAAAUCCUUGAGGAAGAGCCUCCCUGAGUCCUUAAAGGUUUAUGGGACCGUCUUCCACAUGAACCAGGGAAACCCGUUCAAGCUAAAGGCCCUGGUGGACAAGUGGCCUGAUUUUAAUACAGUGGUUGUCCGCCCUCAGGAGCAGGAGAUGACAGAUGACUUUGAUCACUACAUCAACACUUACCAAGUCUAUUCUAAAGAUCCCAAGAACUGUGAAGAAUUCCUUGGCAUGUCAGACAUCAUCAACUGGAAACAACAUUUGCAGAUCCAAAGUUCACAGUCCAGCCUGGAUGAGGUGAUACAAAGUGUUGCAGCUGCUAAAUUGGUCAAGGUCAAGAGAACACAAUGCAUUCUUUAUAUGAUGCCUAAGACAGCAAAGAAUCUGGUCCCUUUCCUGCUGGAGACAGAGAAUGUGUGUCCUGAAUCUGGAGUCCCCAAGGCCAUUAACCUACAGAAGUUUAAAUGCUCAUCCCUGGAUGUCACCCACGCUGCCUUGGUGAAUAAGUACUGGCAUUUUGGUGGCAAUGAGAGGAGCCAGAGGUUCAUUGAGCGCUGUAUCCAGAACUUCCCCUCCUGCUGCCUGCUGGGGCCCGAGGGGUCCCCUGUGUCCUGGAGCCUAAUAGACCAGACCGGAGAGAUGCGGAUGGGAGGCACCGUGCCUGAGUACCGGGCUCAGGGUCUCGUCUCCUACAUUGCCCAUGCCCACACCCAGAUUAUGGACAAACUCGGCUUUCCUGCAUAUAACCAUACAGACAAAGCCAACAAAAUCGUACAGAAAAUGAGUGACACAAUGCAUCAUGUUCGCAUGCCUUGUGACUGGAACCAGUGGAACUGUGUGCCUCUGUGA